Messenger RNA from Protopolystoma xenopodis, 585 nucleotides. NCBI's taxonomy places the organism in Eukaryota, Metazoa, Platyhelminthes, Monogenea, Polystomatidea, Polystomatidae. The record is from the annotation of a GenBank genome assembly.
GAAACUCGUUUGGAGAUCUGGUUGAUAAAAACUUUUGGAAACACCGAUCUAACCUUGGUUGAAAACUCGUUUGCAGAACCGUAUGGAAAUUCGGUUGGAAACUUGGUUGGGCACCCUUUUGGAAAUGUGUUUGGAAACCUUUUUGGACACUCAGUCGGAAACCUGGUUGGAAUCUUGCUUGGAAACUCGGUUGGAAACCCAUUUGGAAACGCGUUUGGACACCCGUUUGGAAACUCGCAAACUCGUUUGGAGACCUGGUUGAUAAAAACAUUUGGAAACACCGAUCUAACCUUGGGUGGAAGCUCGUUUACAGAACCGUAUGGAAAUUCGGUUGGAAACUUGGUUGGACACCCUUUUGGAAAUGUGUUUGGAAACCUGUUUGGACACUCAGUUGAAAACCUGGUUGGAAUCUGGCUUGGAUACUCGGUUGGAAACACGUUUGGAAGCAGUGGUCUAACCUUGGUUGAAAACUCGUUUGCAGAACCGUAUGAAAAUUCGGUUGGAAACCCAUUUGGAAACGCGUUUGGACACCCGUUUGGAAACUCGUUUGGAGAUCUAGUUGAUAAAAACGUUUGGAAACACUGA